Messenger RNA from Capsella rubella, 629 nucleotides. RefSeq names its product cysteine proteinase inhibitor 3. Gene Ontology annotation, molecular function: cysteine-type endopeptidase inhibitor activity. The transcript has 2 exons. Lineage: Eukaryota; Viridiplantae; Streptophyta; Magnoliopsida; Brassicales; Brassicaceae. The record is from RefSeq and is a predicted model, not a curated record. The coding region runs from base 55 to 432 and encodes 125 amino acids.
GGCCAAAAUUUGUGAAUCUGAAUUGGUAAGAAUCAUAACAAGUUUCCCUUAAAUAUGAAUUCAAAGGCGUUAUGGAUCGUUACCCUUCUUCUCUGUGGCACAAUUCAAUUAGCGAUUUGCAGAUCAGAAGAGAAAAGAACAGCAGAAACGAUGAAGCUAGGUGGUGUUCAUGAUUUCCGAGGAAAUCAGAACAGUGGAGAGAUCGAGAGUCUUGCUCGAUUUGCCAUUCAAGAGCAUAAUAAACAACAGAACAAGAUUCUUGAGUUCAAGAAGAUUGUAAAAGCAAGAGAGCAGGUAGUUGCAGGAACGAUGUACCACUUAACCCUAGAAGCAAAAGAAGGUGAUCAGAUGAAGAAUUUCGAAGCCAAAGUGUGGGUGAAGCCAUGGAUGAACUUCAAACAGUUGCAAGAGUUUAAGGAAACCUCUUCUUGAAAUUCACUUGUUCAAAGGUAAAAAAAAAAACAAACGACUGAUGCAUAUUAUGAUUACAAAUGCUAUGAAAAUAAUUAUAGUCUGAGAUAACUUGAUUACAAAUGUGUGUGUGUGUCUGAUAUGCUAUAGGCAAAACCUGAAGUUAAUGUAAUCAAGAAACUUGUUCGUAUGUCCUACAAAUUUCUUUCCUGGUUCUU